UCAGUCUUGUCGCAACCGCCAGCAUGCCCGUCGUGAAAGGAGGAGUCUGGACCAACAUCGAGGAUGAGAUUCUAAAGGCCGCCGUGUCCAAAUAUGGACUCCAACAAUGGGCCCGAGUGUCCUCGCUGCUUGCGCGCAAAACUCCAAAGCAGUGCAAGGCAAGAUGGUCAGAAUGGCUGGACCCAGGCAUCCGAAAGAUCGAAUGGACCAAGGACGAGGACGAAAAGCUUCUGCACCUGGCCAAGUUGAUGCCCACCCAAUGGCGCACCAUCGCUCCCAUCGUCGGAAGAACUGCCACACAAUGUCUGGAGCGCUACCAAAAGCUGCUCGACGAUGCAGAGUCGCGCGAAAGCGAUGAGUUUGGUCUUGGAGGUCCUACUGGAGGCGAAGCUGCUGCUCCAUCAGCUGAGGAUGUGCGCAAACUUCGUCCUGGAGAGAUGGAUCCCGACCCAGAGAGCAAGCCUGCCCGCCCCGACACCAUCGACAUGNGACGAGGACGAGAAGGAAAUGCUGAAAAGGCAAGAGAAAGACAACUCGAGGAAUCAAGACGCUUGGCCGUCCUGCAGAAGAGACGAGAGUUGAAAAAUGCUGGAAUCAACAUCAAGGUCGUCACAAAGAAGAAGGGUCAGAUGGACUACAACGCCGAUAUUCCCUUCGAAAAGGCUCCCGCUCCUGGAUUCUACGACACUGGAGAGGAAAUUACCACAAACGAACGCGAACGCGACGCCUUCGAUCCCCGCAAGCAGCAGCUCCAGCGCAAGCGACAAGGCGACCAGGAUGACAACCCCGAAGAUCGCAAGCGUCAGAAAAACGAUAAGGGUGGAAACCAAGCUGCCUUCGCUGCGGCUGCAAAGGCUGGACGCGAGCAAAAGUUGCGUGAGGCCGAGCGCAGCAGUAGACGCCGUGGUCUUGUUUUGCCUUCUCCCCAAGUCAGCGAGGGAGAGCUUGAUGACAUUGUCAAGAUGGGCAUGGUCGGUGAACGCGCAAACCUACAAGCCGGUCAAAGCGACAACGAGGCUACCCGUGCCCUGAUUGGCGACUACUCGGACGUCGUUGGCUCGACACCUCUCCGCACACCUCGAGCUCCCCAAGAAGAGGACCGUAUCGCCAACGAGAUCCGCAAUGCCAGAGCAAGAACAGAAACACAGUCUGCCUUGCUAGGCGGUGAUAACAAUGAGCUCUACGAAGGCGAUGCUACGACUGGAUUUGGAGGUGUCGCUCCGAGCAAGCAGGCUACUGCUACGCCGAAUCCAAUGGCCACACCCUUCCGUCAGAACGGUAUCGCCGCAACACCGCGUGGUCCCGGUGCUACUCCCCUCCGCACACCUCGCGACACAUACGGCUUGAACACCGGCGACGGUAUGCAAAUGAUUGCACAGACACCACGAGACCUUCGCCUACAACAGAACGCUCUGCGUAACGACAUCAAAAGCAAGCUGUCCGCCCUUCCCAAACCAAAAGAGAUGGACUUUGAACUUGAAUUGCCUGAAGAACAACAAGAGAUUGCUCCUGAGAUCGAGAUGAGUGAGGAAGAUGCUGCACGUCGGGAUGCUAGAAACAAGGCGGCGCAAGAAGCACUUGCGAGAGCAGAGUUUAAGCGCCAAUCACAAGUCAUCCAACGAGGCCUACCACGACCGAGCGUGGUCGAUGUAGAUGCUAUGUUGAGGAAUGCCGCAGACGACGAGGACCCCAUCAAGGGCAGUAUCAACCGUGAGAUGGCAUUACUUAUCGCAAACGAUGCUCUCAAGUUUGGCAAUGCCAAAGUCAGAGGCACUCACAAACCUACAACAUCCUUCUCAGAUGAGCAAGUCCAACGAGCACGUCUUGACAUUGCCCUGGAAAUGGGUAAGGACGAGAGAGGUCGCGCUUUGUUGGCAGAAGGCUUCGGGCAGGCUUGGGAGAAGGCUCACGAACGAGGCAUGCUUCCUGGUCUUGCCGGUUAUGCAGAAGAUGAGGUCGACGAGCACCAACUAAUGACCGAAGCUUUUGACAAGGGCAACACGUUAGAACAGAAACUCGUCAAGCAUCACACAGGCUACAUGAUCAGAUCANAAACCCUGCGGCAGAAGAUCAACGAAGCAGCGGACUUUUUGGCAAAGACGAGUAUUGAUGUCGAUGUCAAAAGGAUUGCGGCCGCUGCUGAAGAAGCAGGGUUGAACGAGAGACUGGAGAAGAUCCGUGAGGAGGUGAACGUCGUCGCGAGAAGGGAGAGGGAAGCACAAGGCACGUUCAGAGAAAGGAAAGAGGAGCUGAACUCGCUAGUGGCAGCA
Messenger RNA from Aureobasidium vineae, 2270 nucleotides. The record is from the annotation of a GenBank genome assembly. Lineage: Eukaryota; Fungi; Ascomycota; Dothideomycetes; Dothideales; Saccotheciaceae.